This is a messenger RNA of Anneissia japonica, 816 nucleotides long. RefSeq names its product forkhead box protein Q1-like. NCBI's taxonomy places the organism in Eukaryota, Metazoa, Echinodermata, Crinoidea, Comatulida, Comatulidae. The transcript has a single exon. The record is from RefSeq and is a predicted model, not a curated record. Gene Ontology annotation, molecular function: DNA-binding transcription factor activity, RNA polymerase II-specific; RNA polymerase II cis-regulatory region sequence-specific DNA binding. Gene Ontology annotation, biological process: anatomical structure morphogenesis; regulation of transcription by RNA polymerase II; cell differentiation. The annotation marks the transcript as partial.
AUGGCAAGAGUAUUGAAGAGUAUGAACAUAGUUGACUCGCCUGACUCUACCGUUCAUGAAGCUGUUCCAGACAGUGUUUCUGUUAAACCGGAGCCUCAGAAUUCUGAUGAUGUUGAAUGUGUUACAAAGGGGGUACAAAUUGAAUCACCCACCGAAACACCGAAAGUCAAUAAGCGAAAACGACCACGACCAGACUAUAUGCGGCAUAUCAAAUCUCCAUUUUCUUACGUCGAGAUGAUUACCUUUGCCAUCGUGUCGAAUCCCAAUACCAUGAUGACGCUACAGAACAUUACAAAUUUCAUGCCGAAAGCUUUUUGUUGCCUUCGUGGGGGUUACGAAGGAUGGAAGAACAGUGUGCGUCAUACUUUGAGUAUCAACGAUUGUUUCAAAAAAGUUCUGCGUCGUCCAGAUAGGCCUUCAGGAAAAGACAACUUUUGGAUUAUGAAUGUAGAUUGUAAACAUUGUAGGUCGUCAGGAAUGGAAAAAGAUUGGACGGACUUAAAAUUACGUUAUCAGCAAUAUGUACAGGAAUUUAUGGUUGAUUCAUCAGGCGUACAACUUAAAUCUCCACCCAAUGUAAGAUUUGACAACAAUCAAAAGACAAGAUCACCUCAAGCUGCAGUGAGUCCCGUGAGUUUUGUUUAUCAUCAAGUUGAAUACCCACGUCAUAUGUUAAUGCCAGUCACAUAUGAGAACUCUGUGCAUGCGACGAACCAAUCAAACAUUCAGUCAGUCUCGUAUCCAAUGGAUCUUUCUACUAAAUCACAUGGCAGUCGAAAACGACAAUCUUUGGAUGAUGAACCACUUGAUCUAAGC